UUGAAAAUUAUUAAUUAAUUUAAACAUUUAAUCCUCUUUUUUAUAAUGAAAGAAUCAUUGCUUUUAUUACUUUUAUGUUUUAGUAGUAGCAACUAAUAUAUAUAUUUUUUUCUAAUGUAGCUACCAAUUCUGAAAGUUCACGAUAUGGCUGUUAAUAGUAAAAGAAUAACUUUAAAACGAACCAGACCAAAUCCAUUAUUUCAACGAUGGCUUCAGGAGCUACAGGAUGAGGCAAAGCUUGAAUUGAACAAUUUAGAAUAUUCAUUGGAUGAAGCUAUCAGUUCAUUAUCCAAGUAUCCUUUACCGUUAGAAAGUGGCGCGGAGUGUGCUAUACUAAAAGGUUUCGAUAAUAAACUAUGCUCUUUCCUCGAUAAGCGUCUACAAGCUUACACAAGCUCAAAUAAAUUGGAUAAUAAUUCUUCCAAAGUUACUAGCACAACCCUACCUGAACUAGAGCCAAUAGAUAUCAGUUCUAAAAAAGCCAAAAACAAUUACAUUACCAAAGAUGACUUUGAGAAACAAUCUGCAAGAAACAUUUUUAAGUGCACCAAGCUUACUACUGAUGUGCCUUGUGGAACAGAUGACUUAUCUGACAAUGAAGUACAAGAAGUUCAAGAGGUACCAUCCCAAAGUAAUGUGCUAAAAGGAUCUCGAAAAGAUUACUGUUCUAAUUUAAUUCAAGCUAACUACAGCUCUCUGAGUCCUGAAUUGGAAAAAUCACUUAGAGGAAGGGAAAGGAAAUUAAAAUACAAACCUAUCUACAAGUCUGGUAGUUAUGCUAUAGUGAUGGGUCUCUGGGAACAUUCAAUAGUGAAUUCAAAGCAGGGUAUUAGUAAGAUGGAUUUGCUAGAACUAGCCCAUAAAUACAUUGAGAGUUCUAUGAAAAAUGCUUCAGAUGCUUUACAUAAUUUGUUAUGGGCAAAUAUGAAUAACCUUGUAUCAAAGGGCCUUGUAAUGAGAAAGAAUGGAGAAACUCCAGUAUUUAAAUUGACAAAAUUGGGUAUUAAAACUGCAAAGGUACUGUAUAAAGAAUACAAAAAUAGAGAAAAACCUAAAGUUACAAAUUCAAAACAACCCGAAGAAGACGAUUGUGACGGAUCUAAAAAUAAUGUUCCAAUUAAUUCCAGAAACGGCAUUGACACUUGUAAUACAGAGGUUGAAGAAGUAGUGGAAUUUGAAGCUGGUUCAUAUGAUAUUAUUUUAUUUGUCGAUGUUAAAGAAACUUCUGGCUUAGCUAAGAAGAAUGAUCCUCUGAUGCUCCAAAUGAAGAAAUAUCCUAAUCUUCAACACGAGUUUAGAUCUUUGAGUGUCGGUGAUUUUGCAUGGAUAGCAAGGCACAGGUUAAGUAAAGAAGAAUUAGUGCUGCCUUAUAUAGUUGAGAGGAAAAGAAUGGACGAUUUCGCGAAUAGUAUAAAAGAUGGUAGAUAUCAUGAACAGAAAUUCAGAUUGAAGAAAAGUAAAGCAAAAGUUGUUUACUUGGUUGAAAAUUAUGAUAGUAAAUAUGUUGGUUUGCCCUAUCAGACAUUGAUGCAAGGAUUGGUCAAUACGAGAAUUAGGGAUGAGAUUCAGGUACAUCGAACAGAUUCAUUGGCGGCUACUGUUAGAUUCUUAGCCAUUCUGACAAUGAAAAUAAUUAACGAAUAUCAGAAUUGUUCUGUUAAGGGUCACCACAAAAUGGCGGAAGGCGACAUGUUGAUGACAUUCAAUUAUUUUAAAAAAGCUCUCGUAAAAAAUAAACCUUUGUCUUUGAAAUGUACCUUUAUAAAAAUGCUUUUACAACUACGAGGAUUAACAGCAGAUAAAGCUGUGGCUAUAACUAAUGAAUACGGAACGCCAAAAUUAUUAAUGGAUGCAUAUGAAAAUUGUGAUAAAAAAAAAGGUGAACUGUUGUUAGCUAAUAUUAAAGGCAAGAGUAAACGUAAUGUAGGACCUCGUGUAAGUAAAAAACUGUACAAAUUGUUUACAUUGAGAGAAUUAACGUAACUUUUAUCUCAUGAUAUCUGAGUGAAUUUAGUCCCUUAAUAAAAUAGUUUGAGAUGAACUGUGAAGGUAAGGAUAAUAGUUCUGUAGUAUUUUUAAUUAAAAUCGCAAUAAUUUGAUGGCAGUGUUAUGUAAAAUUGUUUUAAAAAAAAUGACCAAUUAGUUAUAAAUAGAUAAUAAUCAUGUUGUACAGGUUUCCUUACUAGAUUAAUUAUUGUAAAUAAUGUACAUAAAAAGAUAUAUAUUUUUGUAGAAUAUAACCGAGACACUAUUUUUUGUGCUAUGAAAUGUUACAGAUAAACAUAUUCUUUCAUAAAAAUAGGUUUGUAGGAAAUAUUUUAAAAGAAUUGAAUAUUUACUGUUAUAAACUAAAUCAAGAACUGUUUUAUCUUUAUAAGAAUAUUGUCUAGUUAUUUUUUACUUCGAUCAUUGUUUUUUGUAGAUAACUUAUAGGUAUCAAGGAAAAAUCUUAAAAGAUUUUGUCAUAGACUGUUAGUAUUAAGUAUUCUGUGAAAAGGGUGAAUUAUUAAAAAUAUUUAAUGCCUUUUAUAAUAAAAAAUAGCAAAUUGCAAAACAUCUUUCAUUAUCUGCAACUGCUAUAUGUAUAUUGACGAGUACAUAUAUUUUACACAAAAAAAUUGCUUUAGAGAUUUAUAUUGGGUAAAAUUAAAAAAUCUGUUAUAAAAAUAACUGCCAAAAAGUGAGUUUUAUAUGAAACGUUUGUAUAAUUUUAUAUUGAAUGUACUAAAAAUAAAUGAAAUAACACAAAAAAUUUAGUAUAUAUACUUUAUUAACACAACUAUUGACUGUGACAUGAGAGACAAUUUAUGAAUCAUCUGUAAAUAGUUCAGUUUAAGAGCACUUUAGGAUGGAAUCAACUUUUCCAAGUUUACAUAACCAUUUA
Danaus plexippus (monarch butterfly) is the source of this 2884-nucleotide messenger RNA. It is a transcript of the gene mus81, whose product is annotated as crossover junction endonuclease MUS81. Lineage: Eukaryota; Metazoa; Arthropoda; Insecta; Lepidoptera; Nymphalidae. Gene Ontology annotation, molecular function: 3'-flap endonuclease activity; DNA binding; crossover junction DNA endonuclease activity. The record is from RefSeq and is a predicted model, not a curated record. The coding region runs from base 145 to 1983 and encodes 612 amino acids. Gene Ontology annotation, biological process: double-strand break repair via break-induced replication; DNA catabolic process; mitotic intra-S DNA damage checkpoint signaling. Gene Ontology annotation, cellular component: nucleus; Holliday junction resolvase complex. The transcript has 3 exons.